Molecule: messenger RNA, 1284 nt
Organism: Pongo pygmaeus (Bornean orangutan)
Lineage: Eukaryota; Metazoa; Chordata; Mammalia; Primates; Hominidae
Gene: BRI3BP
Product: BRI3 binding protein
Exons: 3
Coding region: 156-914 (252 amino acids)
Cellular component (GO): mitochondrion
Source: RefSeq, a predicted model, not a curated record
GGUGGCGCAGCAGCGGCGGCGGCGGCAGCGGCGGCUGUGGGUAAAGGCGCGGUGUGCGGCCCCCGUGCGCGCCAACCCUGCCCUCGCCGGAGCCCGCGGCGGCCCAGCGCACGGCCCUCACCCCGCACCGCGACCCCGCACCCUGCCGGCCGAGCAUGGGCGCACGCGCCUCAGGCGGGCCCCUGGCCCGGGCCGGGCUCCUGCUGCUGCUGCUGCUGCUGCUGCUGCUGCUCGGGCUGCUGGCCCCGGGCGCGCAGGGGGCGCGGGGCCGCGGCGGCGUGGAGAAGAACAGCUACCGCCGCACGGUCAACACCUUCUCCCAGAGCGUCAGCAGCCUCUUCGGCGAGGACAACGUGCGCGCCGCUCAGAAGUUCUUGGCCAGGCUGACCGAGAGGUUCGUAUUGGGAGUGGAUAUGUUCGUGGAGACACUGUGGAAAGUCUGGACCGAGAUCUUGGAUGUUCUUGGACUUGAUGUCUCCAACCUGUCCCAGUAUUUCAGCCCAGCCUCAGUGUCCAGCAGCCCGGCCCGCGCGCUCCUGCUUGUCGGCGUCGUCCUCCUGGCCUACUGGUUCUUGUCCCUGACCCUGGGCUUCACCUUCAGCGUCCUGCACGUGGUGUUCGGCCGCUUCUUCUGGAUCGUGCGGGUCGUCCUGUUUUCCAUGUCCUGCGUGUACAUCCUGCACAAGUACGAGGGCGAGCCGGAGAACGCGGUGCUGCCGCUGUGCUUCGUGGUGGCCAUCUACUUCAUGACCGGGCCCAUGGGCUUCUACUGGCGAAGCAGCCCCAGCAGCCCCAGCAACCCCAGCAACCCCAGCAUGGAGGAGAAGCUGGAGCACCUGGAGAAGCAGGUCAGACUGCUCAACAUCCGUCUCAACCGGGUCCUCGAGAGCCUGGACCGCUCCAAGGACAAGUGAAGGUCAGCCGGCCGGGCGGGUCCACAGUUACCAGCACGCUGUCUCAGAAAACGAAAACGGAGGAAAAAACCCCCAAACCCCAAACAAUCUUAAUAAACACGACUGAGCAAGAAAGUGGCACUGUGUAAGGCUAUUUCCACCCACCCGGCAGCUCUUAGGACACAUUCCCAGAAGAGCGGAAAGAUCAUUGACGUGGAACUACACACGAAGUGUCAUUAGUGGGGAAAAAAAUAUUUUUUAAACAAAGGAUAUAACCAUAUUUAGUUGUACAGUAAGAGAAAUUUAUCUGUGCAUAGAGCAUAAAGUUAAUUUUUUCAAGCAUUUAAAUACAUCUUUUGUAAGGUUUUUUAAUAAAGGCAGAUUGAGUCAA